AUGACACCGCCACCGCAGACCCGCCGCCAGCAGAAGCCAGUGCUCGCUGAGCCAGUGGUUUCGGAGGCGGAGCCAGAGUUCGCAGAGCUGGCUGGCCUCCCGGGUGAGGAGGAUGAGCAGGCUCAGGAGGUCUCUGAUUCAGAGGCUACCGAGCCGGGAGCUUCAGAGGAUGAUGGUGGAGGUAUUGGAGAACCACCUUCGAGUGUAGCCUCCCCGGAAAAGCCCGCGCCGCCGGUGGGAAAGAGCCGAACAGUGACGCCGCCAGCCCACGAGGGAAAGCCGGGCCCAAGCACAACAACGGUCACGCCACCAGCCCACCAGGGAAAGCCGAGCCCAAGCACAACAACGGUCACGCCACCAGCCCACGCAGGAAAGCCGAGCCCAAGCACAACAACGGUCACGCCACCAGCCCACACAGGAAAGCCGAGCCCAAGCACAGGCGACAAGACGACGCAGCCAACUGCACGCAGGACCAAUCCAUUGGAGAAGCAGCUCGCGGCUAUGCAGAGACAGCUUCAGGAGCAAGCCAGCUUGAUUGCAGGCUUCCAGAAGGCUGACACGAAGCCCGUGGAUCCGAUGACAGAGAAGAUCCGCUUGCUGGAGGAGCAGCUUCACAAGCAGGCCGAGAUCAUCAAGCAGCACCAGGCUGGAACGGCUCCCGUUCCGAUGCCGAAGGCUCCGAAGAAUGCCGCUCCUCCCGACUCGGUGUCGGGCGAUGGUGCGAAGGCCGGCGAGUCCGGUGAGAGCCUGGAUGCUGACAGCAUCAUAAUGCCGGACGGAACAAAGGUAAUUAGCCACGACGCACUACGAAUGAGAUUGAAACGACUUUGUGAAAAAAAGAAAAGCGGCAAAGCGUGGGUGUCGGAGGAGCUAACUGCCGAUUGGAAGUCCGGAGGAUCCUCGAGAGAGGCCUUGGAAAUCGCCCUGCUCGAAACGAUCAAGGAACUGGGGGCGGAUGCCCCGCAUCAGAAAAUGCGGGCGGCCUUCGUUUGCAAGGUUACCUUCGUGAAGGAGCGCAUCCUUCAACGCGAGAAGGAGGUGACCGGAGAAUGGUUGACGGAGGAAAGAAUGAAGAACAAACACAGCUGGGGCAAGGACAUGAUCAAGCAAGUGGUUCAGUACUGCCUGAAGUUCCCGGCCACACUCACGAGGCCUUGGAAGUACAACACCAGCGUGACAGAAUAUUUUGUGGAGUUGGAGUCUACUUCGAAAAUCAAGCAAAGCGAGCUGGACAAGUACUUGCAUGAGUCAGCUCAGGAAGGAACAGCCGAGCACCCUGUCGAUGUGGCUUCCGGCGUUGCAUCGGGGUUUAUCGGUGACCCGACUUUGGACAGGGAGAAUGGCCGGGAGCCGCCGAAGGCGAAUGCGGAGCAGACGAAGGUUAAAGAUGAGCUUAAGCGCUACAUGGAUGCCCUGUUGGCGAAAAGCCGGACUGUGACGCGAAUGAUUGAGCAGCUCAACGAGCCCUACAACCCCAAGCCGACCGAAGGAACAGUCAAGUUGGCUGAGGAGCUGAUGAGCAUCGCCACGCCCACCUCGGGGGCGUACGAGCAGAUGGCCGGCCUGGUUUCCAAGCUGGAGAUGGAGGAUGUGGAUCAUGCUGGAAUCCAGAGGUUUGCCAUCGUCUUUCUUCUUGCCGCGCCGGAAGUGCCGCAGCAGGUCUCCGUGGACCUGAGCGACUACGUGCCCUUCGCCGGGCUGCAGGCUCCGAUCCUCAACGAGAUAAGCAUCGCCCUCACGGACUAUUGGAAUCAAACGGAGACCACCACGGAGAUCGGGAACCAAAUCUCGGCGGCGAGCCCGCUGCCGGCCGACAUCUUCUGCACCAGCCUCACGGCCUCCGGCUUCGUGCAGACCCCGGAGCUCCGGGGCACCCCCAUCGUGCUGAGGGCCAUCGACAACACGCCGUUGGCCUCCUUCGCCGCCGCCGGGAUCACCCUGGACCAGGACGUCACGGUCAACGCGGCGAAGACGCUCAACGCCACCAUGGCGGAUUUCGCCCAGCUGCUCGCCGGCUCCGUGGCGGCCACAGGCAAUGUCACCACCAACGGCAGUAUCCUGGCAAACCAGCAGAUCGAGAGCGACCUGCGGUUUGGGGCCCCUUUGCUGGAGUCGGAUCCGGCCGGCUUCUUCCUCACCCUUCGGGGCGGCACCCAGGGCGUCCUGGUGGACGACACAUUCCGGGUCAACGGCGCAAUCGCUCCUCAGGCCAGCCUGCCCUUGCAGCGAUGGUGA
Molecule: messenger RNA, 2235 nt
Organism: Symbiodinium sp. CCMP2592
Lineage: Eukaryota; Dinophyceae; Suessiales; Symbiodiniaceae
Source: the annotation of a GenBank genome assembly